Molecule: messenger RNA, 1092 nt
Organism: Vollenhovia emeryi
Lineage: Eukaryota; Metazoa; Arthropoda; Insecta; Hymenoptera; Formicidae
Exons: 1
Source: RefSeq, a predicted model, not a curated record
AUGCGCGGCAGUUUACGUAAACAAUUGACAUGUCUGUCUAUUCCGACUAUCGCGGAUUUGAUACCAUCCGAUAUCUUUCCGCGAGACACCAUAAAAAUACCCGCGAACAUCAAGUUGGCGGAUCCGGAUUUCCAUUUACCGCGUCCAGUCGACCUUUUAAUCGGUUCCGGAUCGACAUUGUCGUUAUUCUCCGUGGGUCAAAUUAACUUAUCACAUAAUGCUCAUGAUCUGUAUUUACAAAAGACGCGAUUGGGUUGGAUGAUUGCGGGUAGCGCAUCAGAACAAACUUCUUCCAAAUCUAUAUCGUGUGGCCUGACCAAUUUAGAAAAACAACUAACGAAAUUUUGGACAAUCGAAGAGGUCACUAUUGACCAACCGAAAUCAUAUGAAGAGAUCGAAUGCGAAUCACAUUUCGUAAAAAAUGUAUGUCGCGAUAACGACGGCCGUUACAUAGUCCGACUUCCGUUUCGCGAACCAAGCAAACGUCUCGGUGAGUCAUAUGACAUUGCUCUCAAAAGGUUGCUAUCUCUAGAACGUAAAUUUAACAAAAACGCGACUUUGGGCGCUGAGUACGCGCGAGUCAUCGACGAAUAUUUAGAGCUGGGUCAUAUGUCUCGAAUAGACCAUACCGGAGAUGGAUUUUACAUGCCUCACCACGCUGUAAUAAAGGACUCGAGUCAUACCACUAAGGUCCGAAUAGUCUUCGACGCAUCUGCGAAAUCAUCUAACGGAAUAUCGCUAAAUGAUAUCUUAAUGGUAGGGCCCACAAUGCAAAGUAAAUUGUUCGCACAUUUAAUUCGGUUUCGUUCAUAUAAUUAUGUGAUAACGGUGGAUAUCGAAAAAAUGUAUCGUCAAGUACUAUUGCAUGAAGACGAUCGGCAAUAUCAGCGAAUUCUAUGGCGGAAGGAUGACAAGAUAGUGACGUUUCAAUUAAAUACGCUCACAUUCGGCGUUGCUUCUUCACCAUUCCUCGCCAUUCGCACUUUAAAACAACUGGCGGACGAUGAGCGACAAGAGUUUCCCAGAGCGGCCGAAAUUCUUAAGAAUCAUGUAUACGUAGAUGAUUUAUUGAGUGGCCUUCACUUGGACACA